Raphanus sativus (radish) is the source of this 1865-nucleotide messenger RNA. RefSeq lists its product as uncharacterized. NCBI's taxonomy places the organism in Eukaryota, Viridiplantae, Streptophyta, Magnoliopsida, Brassicales, Brassicaceae. The transcript has 15 exons. Gene Ontology annotation, molecular function: transmembrane transporter activity. The coding region runs from base 121 to 1512 and encodes 463 amino acids. Gene Ontology annotation, biological process: transmembrane transport. The record is from RefSeq and is a predicted model, not a curated record.
AUUGACUAUUUUUAGAAUUGCGAUCAAUAUUUGUGUUUGGUUUUAGCAAAUCCCCUUUUUAACUUGCGUAAGACGACGUCUACCUUUGGCGUUGCUCCAACAACAAGACCUCUCUUAACAAUGGAGGAAACAACAACGUUUCGGGGGCUAAGACACCUUUUCAUGACCAUCUUCUUGCACGGAUUCUCCGUGUUCAUUGUAGUCCCGGUCAUUACAGACGUCAGCAUGGCGGCUCUAUGUCCCGGAAAAGACGAGUGUUCCCUCGCAAUUUACCUCUCAGGCUUUCAACAGGCUAUAACGGGUGUGGGGUCCUUGAUGAUGAUGCCGUUGGUAGGAAGCUUGUCAGAUAAGCAUGGAAGAAAAAGUUUACUCACACUUCCAAUGGCACUCAACAUUCUGCCUCUUGCUAUACUAGCGUAUAGAAGAGAGACGUCUGUCUUCUACAUCUACUAUGUUCUCAAGACUUUCACGUCCAUAUUUUGUGAAGGAAGUGUGCUCUGUCUCGCCCUUGCUUAUGUGGCUGAUAAUGUAUCCGAAAAUCAACGAGCUUCUGCAUUUGGAAUACUUACCGGAAUUGGAUCUUGCGCAUUUGUAUGUGCAAAUUGCUGUGCUCGUUUCUUAUCCACCACUGCUACAUUUCAGGUCGCGACAACAGUAGCAAUUUUUUCAACAGUGUACAUGAGAAUAUUUCUACCUGAUUCGAUCCGAGACAAUAGCUUGGUUACUUCCAUUGUUUCAACCGAGAAAUUGAGUUAUGCGUUACUUGAAGAUUACCCUGGACAUAGAAAUCAAAUAUCAAGAACAAUACGUUCUGUAAGUGAAAUGGCCUCUCUAAUGAGGAGCAGCGUUCCACUUUUUCAAGUCGCAAUGGUUUCAUUCUUCAGUAGUCUUGGUGAGGCCGGUCUGCAUGCUUCAUCUAUGUACUAUUUAAAGGCCAAGUUUCACUUCAAUAAAGACCAGUUUGCAGACUUGAUGAUCAUAUUUGGUAUUGCCGGGUCUGUUUCACAGUUGCUCUUCAUGCCCAUUUUAAUUCCUACUUUAAAAGAGGAGAAACUGCUCUCAAUUGGUCUUUUUUUCGGCUGUGCGCAUAUGUUCCUUCUCGGUAUGGCAUGGUCCGCGUGGGUUCCAUAUAUGGCGGCCAUGUUUUCACUUGUCUCUAUAUUUCCUCAGUCAUGUAUGCGGAGCAUUGUCUCCAAACAAGUAACAUCAUAUGAACAGGGUAAGGCCCAAGGGAUUAUUUCAAGCAUAUGCUCUCUUGCAAACGUCAUUUCUCCGCUUGCAUUUUCACCUCUAACAGGCUGGUUUCUCUCUGAAAGAGCACCAUUUGAUUUCCCAGGGUUCAGUCUUAUGUGCGCGGGGUUUACUAUGUACACUGCAGCUUGGAAGACAAGGCAGAGAAUCAAUGCUUCAGCUCGACGAAAGCAAUAUUUGGAGAGUGACCUAAUCGUUCCAUCCAGUGGUGGAGCCUGCGAAGAAGUAUGCAUCAAAAAUUUAAAAUUUAAUUUAAUCUAGGCAUAAAAAUUGCAAAAUAUCUUUGAUUAAUUGGUUAAAUCUCAGUAGUUUGACCCCGUGAAUAAAUAGCCAAUUUUAUAUACGCAAGUUAUCGACCCUAGUUGCUUCUUUUCCUAGUUCCGCCACUGGUUCUAUCCCAGUCCAGCGUGAUGUUUAUCAUAAGGUUGAUCAAUGCCCCAUUCCCUAUUCUUAUUCAAGUAGUCAACUUGUCUAUGAUUUCAAGCCACGUAAUGAAAGCAUGUCUGUGUAGGGCGGGCAUGAGAAAAACCAGACAAUCAAGCUCCGUGUAACAGGUGGAUGAUGUUCCCGAAGCUGUCGCCAAGUCUUUUUUAGUAUAGCACAAAAACGCCUCU